Molecule: messenger RNA, 847 nt
Organism: Xiphophorus hellerii (green swordtail)
Lineage: Eukaryota; Metazoa; Chordata; Actinopteri; Cyprinodontiformes; Poeciliidae
Gene: nccrp1
Product: P1, F-box associated domain containing
Exons: 6
Coding region: 57-758 (233 amino acids)
Biological process (GO): SCF-dependent proteasomal ubiquitin-dependent protein catabolic process; glycoprotein catabolic process; ERAD pathway
Cellular component (GO): cytoplasm; SCF ubiquitin ligase complex
Molecular function (GO): ubiquitin protein ligase activity
Source: RefSeq, a predicted model, not a curated record
UACGCUUCCUGCUUCUCUCAGAGCAGCGCGAGACCACACGGAGCUUGUCACGCGCGAUGUCUGCCGCAGAGUGGAAGCAGAAAUGCGAGGCGGAGUGGGGUCUCCAGGGCGCCCCGAUGCCCGACGCUGUGGACUGGAAGUCCGUGUAUGAAGCCAAGCCGCUGGGACGGAACCUGCUGAAGAACCCGGCUCCUAUCGGGUUUAGUAAGGACACCCCUCCGCCUGAGCGUGAGUACCCAGAUGCGCCUCCACAUGGACCUCCCCGCUUUCAGCCCGAAGGUGACUUUGCUGGCUGGACCACGAACACAGAGGUCCUGCCUUACGACACCAGCGGCAUCCCAGAGGGCGUUGUGGUCUGUGCGUUGCCGCAGUACAGCUGGUUCACCUUGGAGCAGGUUGUGGACCUGAAGGCAGAGGGACUGUGGGAUGAGCUGCUGGAUAAGUUUCAGCCUGAAAUAGUCAUUCAAGAUUGGUAUGAGGAAAGUCAGGUGCACGACUACAUCUACCAGCUGCAUGUAAAGCUGCUGGCUGCAGACAAAACAACAGUCAUCUCAGAGCACACAGCUAAGCCCACAGAGAACCUGAGUGUUUACUCCCACAACUGGAAGGAGGUGUCUCACGUGUUCUCCAGCUACGGACCCGGUGUGAGGUUCGUCCACUUCCAGCACAGACUGAAGAACAGCUUCUUAAAUGACUUCUUCCCCACACGCUUCACUGGCAGCUCUGUCAUUGUGAAGCCACUCAAAAGCAGUUCAUAGGCUUAAGCUUCUAACGGAAAAGUAGCUGCUCAAUUAGGUCAGCUUUGGAAAAAACAUAAUAAAAUGUUGCACUACACCAAUCAAUCUUA